Bubalus bubalis (water buffalo) is the source of this 2237-nucleotide messenger RNA. RefSeq names its product single Ig and TIR domain containing (gene SIGIRR). Lineage: Eukaryota; Metazoa; Chordata; Mammalia; Artiodactyla; Bovidae. The coding region runs from base 780 to 2012 and encodes 410 amino acids. The transcript has 10 exons. Gene Ontology annotation, biological process: signal transduction. The record is from RefSeq and is a predicted model, not a curated record.
ACUCAAUGGACAGGUAUUUGAACAAAUUCUGGGAGAUAGUGAAGGACUGGGGAGCCUGACUUGUGCUGCAGUCCAUGACGUAGAAAAGCGUGGGACCUGACUUAUCGACUGAACAAUAACAGGGUUAGCUGGGAAACUGAGGUCCAGAUGGGGAAAGGCCUGGAAUGCAGUAACCUCCUGCUCUCCUCUGGUUUUCCGUGGGCUUCCAUGGAAAAGUGAGGAGUGCCUGCACCUAUCAGGGGCAAGGGUCAAGGCAGGAGUUAAGGCAGGCUUCCUGGAGGAAGAGGAAGAGGUUGGGCAGGGGGCCAGAACUGCCGCAGGUGCCCCUGGGGGCGGCGGAAUUUCCGAGGAGUCUCUGGGGCACCAAGGCAGUCCGGGCUGGUUGGGCCGGUUUGGCCUCUGCCCCUAGGCCCGGCGGCCGCGACUCCACGGGGCUGAGCGCGGGACAUUCUUGAACACCAACCAGCCUGCGGGCGCAAAGCGAAACUCUAGGGUCCGCCCUCGCCCCGGCCGCUGGGCGGGGCCGCACCUGCCGCCGUCGCUGGGGCUGUCGCCGCUGCGCACCUGGCCCAGGUGAGCCGCUCCGCCCUCGCGGCCGCGCGAGCCUCGAGUCUGGGCCGCAGCCUCUGACCCGUCCUGGCGCCCUGACUGACCAGCCACAAGGACAGAGAGUGAAUCUUGCUCAGCCCUUGGGGGAUCAGUCUGCUCGGCCAAGGAGCCCCGUGGCGCUGUGGGUAGCACCAGUGUCCAGCCUGCCUCGAGGAGGCCCCGGCCAGACCAUGGCAGGAGCCUGCGACAAGGCCCCUGACUUCCUGUCCCCGUCUGGAAACCAGGUCCUGGGGCUUGCCCUGGGCAGCGUGGUCACACUGAACUGCACAGCCUUGGUGGUCUCGGGGCCCCACUGCCCCCUGCCCUCAGUACAGUGGCUGAAAGGUGGGCUGCUGCUGAGCAAUGGAAGCCUCUAUGACCUCCAUGAGGACUCCUGGGUCAAGACCAACUGGUCAGAGGUGCUUGUGUCCAGUGUCCUGGGGAUCAACCUGACCAGACCUGAGGACUUCGGGACCUUCACCUGCUCCAUCUGGAACGUCAGCUCCUCUUCCUUCACUCUUUGGAGAGCUGGGCUGGCGGGACAUGUGGCCGCGGUGCUGGCCUCGCUCUUGGCCCUGCUGGCCCUGCUCCUGGUGGCGCUGCUGUACGUGAAGUGUCGGCUCAACGUGCUGCUCUGGUACCAAGACAAGUAUGGGGAGGUGGAGAUGAACGACGGGAAGCUCUACGACGCCUACAUCUCCUACAGCAACAGCCCUGAGGACAGGAAGUUCGUGAACUUCAUCCUGAAGCCGCAGUUGGAGCGGCACCGUGGCUACAAGCUCUUUCUGGACGACCGCGACCUCCUGCCGCGCGCGGAGCCGUCGGCAGACCUGCUGGUGAACCUGAGCCGCUGCCGGCGACUUGUGCUGGUGUUGUCGGAUGCCUUCCUGGGCCGGGCCUGGUGCAGUCACAGCUUCCGGGAGGGCCUGUGCCGGCUGCUGGAGCUCACGCGCAGACCCAUCUUCAUCACCUUCGAGGGCCAGCGGCGCGACCCCGCGCACCCUGCACUGCGCUUGCUGCGCCAGCACCGCCACCUGGUGACCCUGCUGCUCUGGAAGCCCGGCUCUGUGACGCCUUCCUCCGAUUUUUGGAAAGAGCUACGGUUGGCGCUGCCACGGAAGGUGCAGUACAGGUCGAUGGAGGGAGACCCCCAGACCCGGCUGCAGGACGACAAGGACCCCAUGCUGAUUGUGCGAGGCCGGUUCCCAGAGGGUCGGACCCUCGACCCCGAGCUGGACCCCGACCCUGAGGGGGACCUGGGUGUACGAGGGCCUGUCUUUGGGGAGCCACCAGCUCUACCACAGGCAAGUGCGGUCUCGCUCGGAGAGGGCCAAGGCAGUCAGGUGGAUGUGUCAGACCUUGGCUCCCGAAACUACAGCGCCCGCACGGACUUCUACUGCCUGGUGUCAGAGGACGACGUGUAGCCCCGCCCCCUGGAGCACUGGGUUCUACUGCCUGGUAUCAGAGGACAACGUGUAGCCCUGCCCCCUGGAGCACUGGGGUUACCGGGGUGCCGGGGGCAGGGCUGGGUGUUUUUAGUCCCACACAGCAGGACCUGUCUUCUUGCAGUCCUGGGACCUCAGGGAAAGAGAGUGGACCCAGCCCCAGCUGUCCGCCUCGUGCUAGAAAUAAAGACCUUUUGAAUCCCA